CACCCUGGCGCUCACGGAUUGAACUUGAGCGAGGUGUGGUGGCCCCACACCAGUGCACGGAUCGAUGCGAACCUGUAGACGGCGGCAGCCUGUGCGCCAUGAGUGAAGCUGGGCAGCGGGGUUCCCGCCGCAGGAGGCGCAUCCACCGCCGCGCCGCGUGCACGUCAGCGUCUGUGGAGGGCGAGCGGUCCAGCUGGGACCUGAGCAGCCGCUACCUGGCCACGCUCACCGCCGCCGUCGAGGUGGCCCUCUGCAGACUGCAGUACUACCUCGACAGGACCGCGCGCUACCAGGUAGAUAUGGAAGCACAUCACCCCCUCCACAACUUCAAAAUCUCCAGCAUAGACACGUCAUUCCGGGCAGAUAUGGCGAAUUACCUGCGGGCCUUGCGGAAAGACAUUUUGCGGCUCGAGAGCGCACGGAAGGCGAUGAGGACGGCGCUGAGGGUGCAGCCGGCAGACGUGCUGGAACGCGCAGCACAGUCCGCCCCCACACUGCCGCAGUCCAGGGGGCUCAGCAGCAGGCACCAGUCCCCAGCCGGGUUAAGGAGUUCAAGCAGUGAAUCCGAAGGAGAACAAGGAAUGGAUUCCAGAGUGUCACAGUGGCGUCAGAGACGGAAAGGGCGGCAUUCCUCUUCUGUCCUGGAAUUCCGCCGACAACGAGUUCCAGAUAAAGCCACGGAGGGUGGCAGCAAGAGGAAACAGUCAUCAGACAGCAGUGGUGCUGGUGACAUAGAGGAAACUGGCCAGUCAGGGUCCGGCGCAGAUAGUGAAAGAGAAGCGCAGGAGUCCAGCGGCAAUGGUGCUGGUGGGUUUGACGAUGGUGACGCCGGCGCAUUUGGCGUUCUUUGUGCUGGUGAUGGUCAGCCCUGUGGAUCUGGUGGUAAUGGUGCCGGCGAUGUGAGUCGAACAUGCCCAUCUGGUGGUACUGGUGUUGAUAAAGAUGCCUAUCCACCUAGUGGUAAUGACUAUAGUAAUGACGUCCUCCUAUCUUACGAUAUUGGUGCUGAACACGAAACGAAAGUUGGGCUGUGUGCCAAUGAUCGUGAUAAUAGCAAACCCAGCGGUGAACUGGCUGUCAGCAUAGGCGAAGAGAACGUUGAAGGCCAGUCGUCCACCUGUGCUAGCGCUGAUAAAGUUAAGGUCCAAGCAACAGGCGAAGUGGGCGGCAGAAGUAGUGGUUUUGCCAAUGCCAGUGGGAAGAACGGAGGCAGUACAAAGUCUUCCUACUCUUCCAGUCGAUCGCCUCCCUGCUUUGCUAAGAGUGGUGCAGGUAGGGGAGACGAGAACUGGGUUGCUAAGGGGGGCAACCAGGAGAAACCUAAAAUGGCGAGUGGGGGUGUGGAUAUGGAAGCAUCGCAACAUUCUUUGGUGGCCACAACCGCAACGAUUGAUGCGUCGUCUUCAGCACGUGACGUCCUCCGCGAGCUGUGGCGGCAGUACGGACUGUUGUGCAGGCUGCUGAUGUCGCACUCGCAGCGCCUGCAGCUGGAGACUUCGGCUGCGGAGCUGCCGCUGGCGGAGGGCCAGCAACUGGCAGUGCAGCUGCUGCUCCUGAACGCACAGCUGCAGCGCAACGUGGCCGCCGCUGGGGUGGAGCUGCUGCGCGGGCGCACACGGCUCGGCGAGUGCGCGCUGCGCGCCCGGGCCGUCGGCGAGGCGGUGCGCCGCCUGCGGUCUGGGCGCUCCCCGAGGCCUCGGCGGCCGCUGCGCCACCGCAGGACAGCAGCUGCAGUCACAGUUGCGACGCCAUCACUGACGCCGCCUCCGUCGCCGCCACCCUCACCACAGCGACAAGCAGACAGCGGCUUCUCCAUGGAGAGGCUGCUCUCGCUGUUCCUCUGCUGGAGCCGCCCAACUAGUGACUAGCUGUGCCACAGUCAGUCGUCCAGACACCAGAUCACCAGGCGCUACAUUUCCCUGAUCGACAGUUGUGGCAGAACGACCUAGAACCACAUCACCUAGGUGUGCUCUAGUCAGCUUUUCAGAUUUAUCACCUGUUGCUGUUCAACAGCUUUGGCACAGCAAACCUGCACCCACCGCAUCAGUGACUACCUGUGGCCCAGUAGAUACAGAAGUAUCGUGACAGGCACUAUCUGUUGCUUAUUAGCAGCCCCAGCUGCAUAAAACAACGCUCGCCAGUGGGAUCAUUACUCCCUGUAGCAAAAAGUAGUGUGAUACGUUGAUCAGAAGUGUAGCCAGAGACGAGUGCAUAUUCUUGCAGCAGUUUAACUAAAACCUUUUUAGUUCUUUGUAUAUUAUGGUGGUUUUCAGAUGCGUAAGGCUGUACUUGGCCAAAAUAUUAAAUCUGAUAACCUGAGAGCAAUUCUCAGUAACAAUGUUAUAAAACUCUCGAAAGGCAGACAAUGACUUGAUGCUUCAGAGCUUGCACACUACCUCUAAAAAUUGCGCAAGUUGUUAGCAUAUACUAUUAUUACUAUAGCAAUAAUAAUCCUGUCAUAUUAAAGUAAGAAUAGAACUAUACAGGUGAUAUACAUAAUAUCCAGUUGGACUGUGUUCUUUUAAUGACUUUACAUAGCUAAUGACACUGUAUGAACAUACAUUGAAGAACCAAAGAAACUGGUACACAUACCUAAUGUCAUAUACGGGCCCCAUGAGCAAGCAAGAAUACCACAACACGUCGUGGCAUGUCUGAAGUAGUGAUGGACUGUAUUGACAGCAUGAAUCGUGCAGGACUGGCCCUAAAUCCGUAAGACUACGUGGAGGUGGAUGUCUCUUGAACAACAUUUUCCAGGGCGUCCCAGAUAUGACCAAUAAUGUUCAUGUGUGGAGAGUUUGGUAUCCAGUGGAACGGUUUAAAUUCAGAAUAGUGUUUCUGGAGCCACUCUAGCAAUUACGGACGUGUGAGAUCACAUUGUCCUCCUAUAAUUGCCUAAGUCCGUCAGAAUGCGUAAUCGAUAUAAAUAGAUGCAGGUUAUCAGACAGGAUGCUUUACUGCUCAUCGUCUGUCAGCCGUAUCUAGAUCUAUCAGGGGUCCCAAAUCACUCCAACUGCACACACCCUACACCAUUAGAGCGCCUCCACCAGCUUGAACAGUCCCCUGCUGACAUGCAGGGUCGAUGGAUUCAUAAGGUUGUCUUCAUACCCGUUCACCUCCAUAGAAUCAACAUAAUUUGAAACGAGACUGUCCAACCAAGAAACAGGUUUCCAGUCAU
Schistocerca gregaria is the source of this 3175-nucleotide messenger RNA. RefSeq lists its product as uncharacterized. Lineage: Eukaryota; Metazoa; Arthropoda; Insecta; Orthoptera; Acrididae. Bases 99 to 1868 code for a protein of 589 amino acids. The transcript is spliced from 4 exons. The record is from RefSeq and is a predicted model, not a curated record.